Molecule: messenger RNA, 309 nt
Organism: Ceutorhynchus assimilis (cabbage seed weevil)
Lineage: Eukaryota; Metazoa; Arthropoda; Insecta; Coleoptera; Curculionidae
Source: the annotation of a GenBank genome assembly
AUGGAACCAGAUUCAGGAGCGGUAAGAAACUUUAGAGAUUUCCUUCAGCUCUAUAACAAAAUGACCGAAAUGUGUUUUCAAAGGUGCGUGGACAAUUUGAAUGCCAGGAAACUGGAUCUUGUAGAACAAGAAUGCGUUGGAGAUUGCGCCCAGAAAUUUAUAACUUACAACAACAAAUUAAUGCAGAAUUUCGUUAAAACUCAAGGGGAAAUUGUCAAUAGAAGGGUCAAAGAAAACGAGGAAGAACAGAAAAGUUUAGAGGCACAACAAGAAGUUGUAAUGAAUCAACAAGUGUCCGCUGUUAGUUAG